Melampsora larici-populina 98AG31 is the source of this 1320-nucleotide messenger RNA. Its product is annotated as family 61 glycoside hydrolase. The record is from RefSeq and is a predicted model, not a curated record. The coding region runs from base 1 to 1320 and encodes 439 amino acids. NCBI's taxonomy places the organism in Eukaryota, Fungi, Basidiomycota, Pucciniomycetes, Pucciniales, Melampsoraceae. The transcript has 6 exons.
AUGCAUACUAUCAUGAAGAUUUCCUUUCUACAAGCCCUUCACUUAUUCAACACAGUUUCUGCUCACGCUUACAUCAAAACUUGGUCGGCCGAUGGUGGUAAAUUUGAAAAUGCUCAAAAGCAACCUUUAGGUAAUACAGCCUUCAGAGGUGUCUCAAAGAAUACUGGAUGGAUCGGUAGUAAAUUUAUCGAAACUCCAGCUAUUACUUGUGGUGCUAAUGAUACUCCUAAAGGAAAAAUUGCCGCCCCUAUCGCUCCUUUCUUCCACACGUCUGAUCAAGCUGCGAAGAAGACUUUAUCAGUUAAAGCUGGAGGAGAAAUUGACCUUGUGAUCACCGGUGAACCUGGCAAAGGAUUUCCUCACCCUAAUGGCCAUAUUCAAACUUAUCUUGGUUAUUGUGGUGCCGAAGCGAAUUCAUGUGCCAACUUCGAUGCUGCCAAAGCUAGUUACUUUAAAAUUCAAGCCGAGGUAAACGCAAUUUCUGAGAAAUUGCGUCCAAACUUUGAUCACAAGGCAGAUGGCAAUAAAUGGAACAUACCGAUCCCUUCAUUUAUUCCUCCAGGUAGCUAUAUAAUGAGAUUAGAAUUGAUUACUUUCGGACAAUCGAGCGACCAGGAGGGAAAACAAGAUCAAUAUUACGUGUACUGUGGUCAGAUCCAUGUCACAGGUUCGCGAACUCCCGCCCAUGAUCUCAGUCGUCUCGAUUCGGUUCAAUUUCCCGGAGCCUACAAGUCUGGGAACAUCCCUAAAGACCAUCUUCCAGGACCCAAGGUGAUCUCAAAGGUUGCAGGAAAUCAAUCUAAAGAAAAACAGCCCAAGGGAAAUAAAUCCAAGGACUGCAAACCGAAAAAAUCGACCUUCAACUCUAAUCAAUUAACCAAACUGACUGCUUGUGAUGGUACUUGUUUCAAAGCCAAGACCACUGCUCACGAACUCAAGCAUUUAGCCCCAUCUUGUUCACCCGAAGAUUUCUCUUGUCUAUGUCGAUCUCAUAAAUGGAUUUGUGCAUAUGUAUCCUGCGCUGAAGGAAACUGCAAGGGAGACGAGAGCAAAAAGGCAUCUGAUGAAGUUUAUUCGAAAUGUGGAGCGAUCUUAUCCUCACGUUCUCGUUUAAGUACAACCGAUUAUAUUCCCGAACAUCAAAAUCCAUCUUCAAAGGAGAUCUCAAAAUCUGAAAGUUACCACGCAGCCGUUUGUGCUUGGGCCAAAUGUGCCGAGACAAACUGUCAGGACAACACCGAUACCAUCAGAUUAGCCUCGGAUGCGAUUUAUGAAAAAUGUUAUAAGAUUACCAGCUCUCCUGUUCGAAGAAAUAGAUAG